AUGCAACAACAUCUGCCACAGCAGCGGGUGCUACAACGCGCGGAAGCAACACCGCGCCAUCGACAACAACAACCGCCACAGCAGUGGGCAACAACAUCGGCCACAGCAGCGGGUGCUACAACGCGCGGAAGCAACACCGAGCCAUCGAAAACAACAACCGCCACAGCGGCGGGUGCAACAACGCGCGACUACAGCAGCGCGCUACAGCGGCAAAUAAAACGCACAACAACGUGCGCAGGCAACAACAUCUGCCACAGCAGCGGGUGCUACAACGCGCGGAAGCAACACCGAGCCAUCGACCACAACAACCGCCACAGCAGUGGGUGCAACAACGCGCAACUACAGCAGCGCGCUACAGCGGCAAAUAAAACGCACAACAACGUGCGGAGGCAACAACAUCCGCCACAGCAGCGGGUGCUACAACGCGCGGAAGCAACACCGCGCCAUCGAAAACAACAACCGCCACAGCAGCGGGUGCAACAACGCGCGCUACAGCGACAAAUAAAACGCGCUACAACAACUUCACACCAGCAGCAACAACAACAGCAGCAACGUUAA
Rhagoletis zephyria (snowberry fruit fly) is the source of this 558-nucleotide messenger RNA. RefSeq names its product general transcriptional corepressor trfA-like. Lineage: Eukaryota; Metazoa; Arthropoda; Insecta; Diptera; Tephritidae. The record is from RefSeq and is a predicted model, not a curated record.